Molecule: messenger RNA, 1651 nt
Organism: Entrophospora sp. SA101
Lineage: Eukaryota; Fungi; Glomeromycota; Glomeromycetes; Entrophosporales; Entrophosporaceae
Source: the annotation of a GenBank genome assembly
AUGGAAUUACCAGAUCAUGUAAGACAUCAUGUAAACGUGGCAGUGGUUGCAAUGAUACUUGAAUCAAGAACCGGUCAUAGUAAUAGAAGUAGUAUGUAUGGAUCAUCAGUAAAUAAAAUGUGGACAAUGAGUGAUAAAUUACACGAGAUAAUAUUUAGCUGUCUUGUAUCAGAAGAAUCUGUAUUGAGGUUUGUUAAUUGGUUUUUUGAUGGAAUAAGAAAAACAUUCGAUGAUAAAACUCUCUUUCUCAAUAAUAACGUUAAUAAUGUCAAUAAUGGUGAUGGUAACGUCAAGAAUAUAAACAAUGAUGGUAAUAAUGACAACACCAACAAAAUCAACAAUAUCAACAAUGUAAUUAAAUUCCCAACAACAUGUUUUCAAUGUAAUAAUAACUAUUUAAUGGAAAAUUGGUGUUAUCAAUGUGAAUCAUUUCUAUUCCAAUCGAAUUUUCAUAAAUGGACAUCUGACAAUAAAGAAAUCGACUCGUUUAUUAGAGAGACGCAAUUGGAAGUACCAAAUUACUAUAAAUUUUUAAGAUAUUUUGGAAAUUAUGAAGAAGAAUUUCAAAUCAUCAAAGAAAUAAACACGACUCCAAAAAAUGUAUUAUCCGAAUCCAAAUGGAUCAGUAAUAAUAACAAUAGAUUUAAUGGCACAUUGAAACAGUGGGUAUAUAAUACACAAUUAGAAAUUAUUUUGGAUUAUUUAAAAUUUAAUAAUAAAGAAUUAUCGGAGAAAUUAAAUAAUGACAAAUUAGACGGUGAAUUAUGGAAUGAUUUAUUACAAGAUUUUAUUGUUAGAAUGAAAAAAAUAUAUGAGAUGAGAAAAACUUUAAAAUUAAGAUUUGCUGAUCAUGAUGAUGAUACCAAAUUGGGAAAUGACGGUGAUGAUGGUGGUAGUGGCAAUGUAUAUGGAAACGGACAAGUACAAGGGAUACAAAUUAAAUUGAUAAAUAAUCAGGUGAGAAGGGAUUCAUCAACAAUCGCAAUCAAAUAUAUUACAAAUGUACCAAAAUCAACAUCACCGUUUAAUGAUGAUGCUAAUAACGAUGAAGAUAAAAAUAAAUUAGUAAUGCUUAAACAAAUUUUAAAUUCUGAAAAUAUUUCAAAAGAUUUUAUUACUCAGAAUAUAAACAAUGAUGGUAAUAAUGACAACACCAACAAAAUCAACAAUAUCAACAAUGUAAUUAAAUUCCCAACAACAUGUUUUCAAUGUAAUAAUAACUAUUUAAUGGAAAAUUGGUGUUAUCAAUGUGAAUCAUUUCUAUUCCAAUCGAAUUUUCAUAAAUGGACAUCUGACAAUAAAGAAAUCGACUCGUUUAUUAGAGAGACGCAAUUGGAAGUACCAAAUUACUAUAAAUUUUUAAGAUAUUUUGGAAAUUAUGAAGAAGAAUUUCAAAUCAUCAAAGAAAUAAACACGACUCCAAAAAAUGUAUUAUCCGAAUCCAAAUGGAUCAGUAAUAAUAACAAUAGAUUUAAUGGCACAUUGAAACAUAAAUUUCUAAGGCUUCGUGAUUUACCAAUUCCAAAAAAUUCAUUACCAAUAGAAAAAUCAAGAACAAAUUCAGUUGAUGUUACCAAUGAUGCUAUAAAUAAAAAUCAAGAUAAUCAAUUACAACAACACCAAAAGAAAGAUACAGAUGAUGAUAAUGGAA